Messenger RNA from Bactrocera neohumeralis, 595 nucleotides. Its product is annotated as U-Kazal-Dg21.2-like. Lineage: Eukaryota; Metazoa; Arthropoda; Insecta; Diptera; Tephritidae. Gene Ontology annotation, molecular function: protein binding. The transcript is spliced from 3 exons. The record is from RefSeq and is a predicted model, not a curated record. The coding region runs from base 16 to 465 and encodes 149 amino acids.
UUACAAAGCAAAAACAUGAAAUUCGCUGUAACGGUAAUAUUUGUGAUUACGCUUUCUUUAGCAAAAGCUGAACAAGCCAAUACAAGUGAGCGCUGCACGAAUGCUUGCCCGAAACAUUUGGAUCCUGUUUGUGCGGUUUCCGGAGACGAGAGUGCUGCAACGGAGUCGAGUGCAGUGGGCGAAGGCGUCGUGUACCGUUACUUCCAUAACGACUGCUUACGGCGUUAUGCGAGUUGCAGCACCGGCACAGUCUGGCGCAUUACGUCUUUGUCGCUUUGCCUCAAGCAUGUUGAUCCCUUGGUGCGUGAGCAGUGCUUACGUCCUUGCCCAUUUAUUUAUGAACCAAUUUGCGCUUCUAACGGUAAAACUAAAGAGAUUUUUGGCAAUAGCUGCAUUUUGGAAGUUGAGAACUGUCUUUCAGUUGAUGCGUGGACUUUAAUAGAUGACAGCGAUUGUGGCUUGUAACUGCUUAUACUUACAUAAAUAUACGCACACACUAUAUACAUACAUACAAGUAUGUGUAUAUAUGUAUAUAAAGGCAAAUUUGUACUUAAAAUGUUUACCUUGAAGUUGCGCCAAAUAAAAUGUUUUCACA